AUGUCUUUGAGACUAAAUGCCCAGCAAAAAUAUGCUUAUGACACCAUCUUACAGACGUGCUUUGCUUCCCAAGGGCAUUCAUUUUUUAUUGAUGGUCCUGGUGGUACCGGCAAAACCUUUUUAUACCGGUCGCUGCUUGCUACUUUGAGGUCACAAGGUUAUAUAGCCAUUGCAGUAGCAACCUCUGGGAUUGCAGCGUCUAUCCUGCCUGGAGGAAGAACUGCACACUCAAGGUUCAAGAUACCUCUUGACUUCUCAAAGAACAGAACCUGCCAGCUUAGCAAACAAGGCAGUGUUGCAAGGCUGCUCUCGGAGUCAAAACUGAUCUUGUGGGAUGAGGCUUCCAUGGCAAAACGAGAAACUAUUGAGGCAUUUGAUGAUUUGCUUAGAGAUAUCAUGGAAUCUGAACUGCCUUUUGGGGGUAAGGUUGUUGUGUUUGGUGGGGAUUUUCGCCAGACGCUGCCUGUUAUUGAGCAAGCAACAAAGGAAAUCCUUUUGCAGUCGUGUUUUCUCAAUUCUCCAUUGUGGUGUAAACUUCAUAAACUGAAGUUGACAGAAAACAUGCGAGCUAUAUUAGAUCCUCAGUUCUCAGAAUUCUUGUUAAGAGUUGGCGAAGGGCAUGAACUUGUGGACUUCAACGGUGAAAUAACUUUACCUAAAGAUUUAGUUAUUCCUUAUUACGAUAAAGAAGAGUCCUUAAACAGGUUGCUACAAUCUGUAUUCCUAGAUUUAGCUCUCUAUUCCCUGGAUCCAUAUAGGAUGAUUAACAGGUGUAUUCUUACCCCUAAAAAUAGCUCGGUUGAUGAGCUAAAUGAUAUACUAAAUAAAAGGUUCCCUGGAGAGCUGCACACUUUCAUUAGCUCUGACAAAACUGUAGACCAGCGGCACCAGGGGGAUUAUGAGGAUUUUCUUAAUUCUCAGAAUCCAAAAGGCCUUCCUCCUCACAGGUUAAUGUUAAAAGAAAAUUAUCCGAUUAUACUGAUAAGGAAUCUAAAUCCUGUUGAAGGCCUGUGCAACGGCACAAGGCUUAUAUGUAGAGAGCUUGGCCGGCAUACUAUCUCCGCUGAAAUUGUCUUCGGCCAGCAUAAAGGAAAGAGGGUUCUCAUUCCAAAGAUACCCUUACAAACUCCCGACAGCCAAAAGAAUUCUAUUGCAUUUAUAAGAACUCAGUUUCCUGUCCGACUCUGUUUUGCGCUGACCAUUAAUAAAUCUCAGGGACAAACUCUCGAUUACGUUGGCAUUUACUUGAGAGAACCUGUCUUUUCUCAUGGACAGUUAUAUGUAGCCUUGUCCAGAGUUAGAACUUCGGCUGAGCUGAAAAUACUUAUUCUGCCAGGAACUUUUGAUGGUAUAAAAACGGACUGCAAAACUAGAAAUGUUGUGUUCAGUGAAGUUUUUGAAUUGAGCCAGCAGUAG
This is a messenger RNA of Coffea arabica (coffee), 1416 nucleotides long. RefSeq lists its product as uncharacterized. Gene Ontology annotation, molecular function: DNA helicase activity. The record is from RefSeq and is a predicted model, not a curated record. Gene Ontology annotation, biological process: DNA repair; telomere maintenance. NCBI's taxonomy places the organism in Eukaryota, Viridiplantae, Streptophyta, Magnoliopsida, Gentianales, Rubiaceae.